ACGACCGCAAGGAGGACAUUAGCGAUGGCAAGCAAUUACAAGUCCUUCUUCGUCUUCUUCGUCAGAGCUGGGCUUCUGCUUGGCCUGGCCAAUCCGUUGGUGACCUCAGCCUCCUGUCCCUCGCAGUGCCGGUGCGAUGGGACUUUCAUAUACUGCAAUGACCGGGAUUUGACUUCCAUCCCUUCGGGCAUCCCAGAGGAUGCUACAGUACUUUUUCUCCAGAACAACCGCAUCAAAAGCGCAGGGAUCCCUACGGAUCUACGACGGCUGAACAGUGUCGAAAAGAUCUACCUAUACUGCAACAAUCUGGAUGAGUUCCCCACCAACUUGCCGCUGAAUGUCAAGGAACUUCAUUUGCAGGAGAACAAUAUCCGGACUAUCACCCACGCGUCCCUGGCACAGAUUCCUAUCAUUGAGGAAUUACACCUCGAUGACAAUUCCGUGUCAGCUGUCAGCAUCGAAGAGGGUGCGUUCCGGGACAGCAACCAUUUGAGGCUGCUCUUCCUGUCCCGCAACCACCUAAGCACCAUACCUUCAGGCCUGCCAAUGACUAUCGAGGAACUUCGCUUCGACGACAACCGCAUCUCGUCCAUCUCUGAGGCAUCCCUGCAGGAUCUUAUAAACCUGAAGCGACUGGUUCUGGAUGGCAACCUCCUGAACAACAGGGGCAUUGGGGAGAUGGCCUUGGUGAAUUUAGUCAACCUGACCGAGCUCUCGUUGGUACGGAACUCCCUGACUUCCCCACCCGCCAACCUGCCGGGCUCAAGCCUGGAGAAGCUAAAUCUUCAAGACAACCACAUCAAUCACGUGCCAGCAGGUGCCUUUGCUUUUCUGCGACAGCUGUACCGUUUGGAUCUGUCAGGCAACAACUUGAGCAGUCUGCCCAUGGGGGUAUUUGACGACCUGGAUAACCUUACCCAGCUGCUCCUGCGCAACAACCCCUGGAACUGCAAUUGCAGGAUGAAGUGGGUGCGUGACUGGCUGCGCAGUAUUCCAUCUAAGGUCAACGUGCGUGGCUUCAUGUGCCAAGGUCCCGAUAAGGUCAAAGGGAUGGCCAUCAAAGACCUAUCCACAGAGCUGUUUGGCUGCUCAGACACGGAGAUCCCAACCACAUAUGAGACCAGCACAGUCUCAAACACUUUGCCACCCUCACGACCCCAGUGGCCCUCAUAUGUGACUAAAAGACCUGUGGUUAAGGGUCCAGAGCUGGGAAGAAACUAUCGUAGCACGACGCCGUCCAGUCGCAAGAUCAUCACGAUAAGCGUCAAAUCCAGUAGCGCAGAGACGGUGCACAUAUCCUGGAGAGUAUCCCAGCCCAUGACGGCCCUGAGGCUCAGUUGGCUAAAGCUGGGUCACAGUCCUGCUUUCGGAUCUAUAACUGAGACCAUCGUCCAAGGGGAGAGAACAGAGUACCUGCUCACAGCUCUGGAGCCCGAAUCCUCUUAUCGGAUAUGCAUGGUUCCCAUGGAGACGAGUAACAUUUACCUGUCAGACGAGACACCUGUUUGCAUAGAGACAGAAACUGGUUCCCUGAAAGCGUACAAUCCCACCACAACCUUGAACAGAGAGCAGGAGAAAGAGCCUUACAAAAAUUCCAAUCUGCCUUUAGCUGCUAUCAUCGGAGGGGCGGUGGCCCUUCUGGCUAUCAUCAUGUUGGCCCUGGUGUGCUGGUACAUCCACAGGAACGGUUCCUUAUUUUCCAGGAACUGCACGUACAACAAAGGGCGCAGGCGGAAGGACGAUUAUGCCGAAGCUGGAACAAAGAAGGACAACUCCAUCUUGGAGAUUAGAGAGACCUCUUUUCAAAUGAUUCCCAUAAAUCACAUGCCCGUUUCAAAGGAGGAGUUUGUGAUACACACAAUUUUUCCUCCUAAUGGCUUAAGUCUUUACAAGAGCCCGCACAGCGAAAACAGUAUCAACAACAGAAGCUACAGAGACAGUGGAAUACCAGAUUCAGACUACUCUCAUUCAUGAUAGUGUGCGCGGAUUACAAAGACGUUUUAUUGCAAAUGAGUGACUCGGAGACUGCUUGGUCUUUUGAAAAACACUGGAUUGAAAAGACUGAGAAAGCAUCGUUAUGUACAUUUGCCAUAUAAUUUAUAUUUAAGGACGAUUUAUUAAAAGGAAAAAAGGUUCCGAUUGCAGGCCAUCACUGAGCUGUCGGUGUAUGCUGCCACAAACUGCAAUUCUAUAUUUUAGAUAUUUGUAGUCAUUUGUACUGUACUUCCUUUACUUAUGGUUUUAGACCAAUUAAAAAAAACUUUGUGCUCUACUGAGAUAUGAUGACUUGUCAACUGUGAAAGUGGGUUUUCAUUGCUGUGUUGAACAAUCAGAUUUUAGAAAACCAUGUAGUAUAAAGCACAGGUCAAAAUUAUCGCUACGUUGCUGUCAGUGGAAAAAAAUAAAUACAACAAAAAACAAGGCUGUGAGAAUAUAGGGCAUAGGUUUCAUCAAAGGAAAUAAAGAUGCAAGUGUUUUGUUAAUUCUAAGGAUGGCAGGCACAGACUUACUCCGGUGUCACAGAAACCUCUGGGUUUCUUUAGGAAUCCCGGUUUGCCCGUUCCAGAACGUUGCCAGGUUUUACAUCACUGCAACGUUUAAGAAGCAGAUAUCUAUUACUUCCUCUCUGCCCUGGAGGAGGCAGCAACAGAGCACAGAAUCCUAAAUCCUUUGCAAAUGAAGCACACAGAUCAAAUGAAAGGUUACAUUGCAGUCAAAUCAAAGUGGAUGGGCAAAAACACAACAUUGAACUCAAUAUCGCUCGUUCAGCAAAGGGAAACAGCAUUUACCGUAUCCCUCAGUACAGUUAACCACGUCAUGUAAACGUUGCCCUCCAAAAAGGAAUAUUAUGGGCAGAAAAAAUAUGGCAAGAAACACAUUUGGGCUCUUUUCUAUUUGGAAUAUAAAAAGUGUCAACUAUUUUUUUGUUCAUAUAAUUCUUAUUUGUAUGUUUUUGUUUUCUAAUUCAAGCCACUUUUUAAGUUGCCACAGUUAAAUAGUUCUUUACAACUGAAGACCAAAGUGCAUUGAAUGCCCUUUGGCCAGUCUUGUAUGUGCCUUGAACCAAUGCUUAUUGUAUUUAGCUUUUUCAAAAAAAUAAAUCAGUGACUUAACUUUUUUCAUAAACACUUGAAUAUGAUAGGAUACUGGUCAUAUUGCAAAAUAAAAGUGGAUAAA
Sinocyclocheilus grahami is the source of this 3177-nucleotide messenger RNA. It is a transcript of the gene flrt3, whose product is annotated as fibronectin leucine rich transmembrane 3. The transcript has a single exon. Bases 25 to 1974 code for a protein of 649 amino acids. The record is from RefSeq and is a predicted model, not a curated record. Gene Ontology annotation, molecular function: protein binding. NCBI's taxonomy places the organism in Eukaryota, Metazoa, Chordata, Actinopteri, Cypriniformes, Cyprinidae.